Messenger RNA from Sinocyclocheilus grahami, 1537 nucleotides. RefSeq names its product VPS26, retromer complex component A (gene vps26a). The record is from RefSeq and is a predicted model, not a curated record. The transcript has 9 exons. NCBI's taxonomy places the organism in Eukaryota, Metazoa, Chordata, Actinopteri, Cypriniformes, Cyprinidae. Bases 112 to 1095 code for a protein of 327 amino acids. Gene Ontology annotation, biological process: intracellular protein transport.
GCGCUCACUCGCUGUGUUCCCGUCGGUCCCAGUCCGUUCAGCUCAGAGGAACAGGGAUCCAGCGGAAGCUGUACUGAGGAGAACUGUUCAAGCUAAAGCUACAGAGCUGAAAUGAGUUUCCUUGGAGGUCUGUUUGGCCCAGUGUGUGAAAUCGAUGUCAUUCUGAACGAUGCUGAAAGCAGAAAAACAGCCGAGCUGAAGACUGAAGAUGGGAAAUUGGAGAAGCAUUAUUUGUUUUAUGAUGGAGAAUCAGUUUCAGGAAAGGUAAAUAUCAAUGUGAAACAAACAGGCAAAAGGCUUGAACAUCAGGGAAUUCGCAUUGAGUUUGUAGGACAGAUCGAGCUCUUCAGUGAUAAAAGCAAUACUCAUGAGUUUGUAAACCUUGUAAAGGAGCUUGCUCUGCCCGGAGAGCUGACACAGAACCGCAGCUAUGACUUUGAGUUCAUGCAGGUGGAAAAGCCAUACGAGUCUUAUGUUGGAGCGAAUGUGCGAUUGAGGUAUUUCCUUAAAGUUACAAUUGUGAGGAGGCUGUCUGAUUUGGUAAAGGAGUAUGACCUCAUUGUGCAUCAGCUGGCCUCCUACCCUGAUGUCAACAACUCUAUCAAAAUGGAAGUGGGCAUUGAAGACUGCCUGCAUAUAGAGUUUGAAUACAAUAAGUCCAAGUAUCACCUCAAAGAUGUAAUUGUGGGUAAAAUCUACUUCUUACUUGUACGGAUUAAAAUCCAACACAUGGAGCUUCAGUUGAUCAAGAAAGAAAUGACGGGAAUUGGGCCGAGCACAACUACUGAGACCGAGACUGUGGCUAAAUAUGAGAUUAUGGAUGGAGCACCAGUGAAAGGUGAAUCCAUUCCUAUUCGCCUUUUCCUGGCUGGUUAUGACCUUACAGCCACAAUGAGAGAUGUAAACAAGAAAUUCUCUGUGAGGUACUUUUUGAACUUGGUGCUUGUGGAUGAAGAAGAUAGGAGAUACUUUAAACAGCAGGAAAUAGUUUUGUGGAGGAAGGCACCCGAGAAACUGCGGAAACGGAACUUCCAUCAGCGCUACGAGUCACCUGAGCCUCGGCCAAGUCUCUCUGCUGAGCAGCCGGAAAUGUGAGCGGGGUCUGGAGAGCAACCAGCCAGGGACACACGUACCUCUCAGUGACCAGUCGCAGGAGAGGAGAACAUCUUCCACCCGAACAUACAUGCAGAUCGCUGUUCACAUGGUCACCCCUCACAGCUUAUGGUGAUAAACUGUGCCUGAUUUGGCUCUGCCCUCCCUGCCAUCUACAGCAAGCAAUCUGUUAGUAUAUAAGGACACUUUUUAGAAAGCACUGGAAACAAUAAUGUAAGUAAUAUAGCACAUCUUCAAGGUUGCACGCCUCCCUAGAUGAAGAAAUGUUUUUAAAAGUGCACUCACUGGUAUCCUCUAUGUUCCACAUCAUAGAGCGGAAACAUAGACCUAAACACAUUUUAAAGAGCUUUCUCAUGCAUGCUAGCUGGUGAAUCUGAGUUCAUAGUAACAGUUAAUAAAGACAAUGGGAUCCGUUUAAAAAAAA